Molecule: messenger RNA, 2411 nt
Organism: Mycetomoellerius zeteki
Lineage: Eukaryota; Metazoa; Arthropoda; Insecta; Hymenoptera; Formicidae
Gene: Pfrx
Product: 6-phosphofructo-2-kinase/fructose-2,6-biphosphatase
Exons: 7
Coding region: 194-1711 (505 amino acids)
Biological process (GO): fructose metabolic process; fructose 2,6-bisphosphate metabolic process
Cellular component (GO): cytosol
Molecular function (GO): fructose-2,6-bisphosphate 2-phosphatase activity; ATP binding; 6-phosphofructo-2-kinase activity
Source: RefSeq, a predicted model, not a curated record
CGGCUACACCAGUCUCGCGGUUUUGCCGCUCUGAGUCUGAUACGCUCUGAUAGGUGACGUAUAUGAUACCCGUCGGCGGCGGCAGCGGCGGCGACUAUCUCCCGACCGUUGGUCGUUCGUGCUCGUUCCUUUCCUGAGCGGUCAGUAUCGCCUAGUCGGCACAGUGUGUCUGGUUCGGGGUACUUGUUUGCACAUGAGUGUAUGCGAAUCUCCACCGUUCGCUCUCCAUCUCGCUUCGGCUCUCUUUGUCUCACGUCAUCUCUCUCCUUCACGGCGGGACAGAUUGGCUCCGUGGAGGUAUCCGUGUAGGAUGACCGACUCUGAAAUCCAAAUGCAUUACACCCCACCGACGUCAGAUACCAUUCAGACGAAACCGUUUCCGAUCCGAGGUGAACGUGCAAAUUUCGUGAAUAAGCCUCAUGUGAUCGCGAUGGUCGGUCUGCCGGCUCGCGGCAAGACCUAUAUAUCCAAGAAGUUGUGCCGAUAUCUCAAUUGGAUCGGUAUCAACACAAAGGUUUUCAACCUGGGUGAAUAUAGGCGACAUGCUACCACGGCCUAUCAGUGCCACGAGUUCUUCCGUCCCGACAACAUAAAGGCUAUGGCAAUACGCACGCAGUGUGCGAAGGACGCCCUAAACGACGUCUGCCAGUGGCUGGAGAGCGGUGACGGUGAAGUGGCCGUCUUUGACGCCACCAAUUCUACGGUCGACAGACGUCAGCUGAUACGCGAUAUCGUCGUACACAAGAUGGGUUUCAAGCUAUUUUUCGUCGAAUCAGUGUGCAAUGAUCCAGAAAUCGUCGAGCAGAACAUUAUGGAAGUGAAAGUCAGUAGUCCGGAUUACGCAAACAUGAAGAAGGAGGAUGUGCUUGCGGACUUCAUGCUGCGAAUCGAGCAUUAUCAGGAAAAAUAUCAGCCGUUGGACGAGGAACGCGAGAGCGACUUGUCAUUCAUGAAAAUAUACAACACCGGCGAGAAGGUGCUGGUCCAUAAGCACGAAGGCCAUAUACAAAGUAGAAUAGUUUACUACCUUAUGAACAUUCAUAUUGUGCCACGCACGAUUUACUUGACCAGGCAUGGUGAGAGCCUGAUGAAUCUCGAGAGCAGGAUAGGCGGCGAUUCGGAUUUGAGCGAGCGGGGACAUGAAUAUGGCAAGGCAUUAGCAGAUUAUAUCAGUAAUCAGAACAUACAGGGCUUAAGAGUUUGGACUAGCUGGCUGAAAAGGACCAUUCAAACUGCGGCUGACGUAAAGGCACCGCAGGAAAGGUGGAAGGCUCUCAACGAAAUUGACGCUGGUAUUUGUGAAGAAAUGACUUACGAAGAAAUCGCCUCGAAAUAUCCUACGGACUUUGCCGCGAGAGAUCAAAACAAGUUCUCCUAUCGUUAUCCAAGAGGAGAAAGUUACGAAGAUCUUGUUGCACGACUGGAGCCUGUGAUAAUGGAACUGGAACGUCAGGGUAACGUUUUAGUUGUCAGUCAUCAAGCGGUCAUACGGUGUUUACUCGCUUACUUUUUGGACAAGAGUGCAGAUGAAUUACCGUAUUUAGAAGUACCUUUGCAUACCAUCAUGAAAUUAACACCGGUCGCCUAUGGUUGCAAGAUGGAGCAUAUUCGACUACCGAUAGAAGCUGUGGACACUCAUCGACCGAAACCAAAGAUCCCAGGAUAUCUGGAAGAGCGAUUCCGAGGAAAGGGGAAGGUACUAUGCACGUGAUAACAACGAAUUUCACGGCGCAGCUAUUCCUUACCGUUGAUAUACCAAGACGUUGAAGCAGCAUAAAUUCGGCAGCUGACUUCUCGCGCGCAUCCGAGCCCUUUUCUUCCUACAUGUGUCAAAAGCGAGACGAGGCGCGAUCGGCAAUGUAUCCUAUGAUAUGAAUCCUAGAUAGGGCACAGACGCGGAGGAUCCUCCGCGACGACGCAGAUCCCGUCACUCCCGUCUGACGGGAACACGGACAUACUGCGCGCGCGCACGUGUGAUUUUUAUAUUUUUCGAUCGCCAUCUAACUAGAUAGUGAGAAGAACGUAUGUGAUAGAUUAUAGAGGAUGAUCCGAUGAUCGUCGAUGAGAAGAGUCUGCUGUGAGCUCGUCUACACGCGUCUUUUACACGACGGAUGAUUCUUUUUUUUUUUUAAACAAGCGCGUGUGGACCCACGCGUUCUCUCUGAGAUCAGCGCGUGCUUUGAAGUGCUUUGCUUCUUGCCGAAGAAAGAUAUUUAUCAUAUCUUGAUAACAAUAUUAUACUUGCACGAUAGACGUAUACCGUGGUUCCAAGACAGAAUUUUGUACAAUCCUACUCUCAUUCGGCAGAUGCGUACUUCGAAGUGCUCGCUCGCGAAUCUGAAAGCAGAUAUAUAUAUUUCUUUUUUACUUCCAUAUAUCAAACAUUAUCUCGGAAUUGUCGUCGGAUGCUU